Molecule: messenger RNA, 3350 nt
Organism: Syngnathus typhle (broad-nosed pipefish)
Lineage: Eukaryota; Metazoa; Chordata; Actinopteri; Syngnathiformes; Syngnathidae
Gene: nrarpa
Product: NOTCH regulated ankyrin repeat protein a
Exons: 2
Coding region: 547-885 (112 amino acids)
Cellular component (GO): cytoplasm
Molecular function (GO): phosphatase regulator activity; enzyme inhibitor activity; protein binding
Source: RefSeq, a predicted model, not a curated record
CUGGGUUUCCACCCUUUCCUCCACAUUUGUCCCCCACACCUCCUCCUCCCUUGUAUUGUCAUGCAAAUAAAGGACGCGUAAAAUAUUCCCCCAGAGCUCAGCCACCAGGCAGCCAGAGCGCACCGAGGACGCAACAGAGCGGACCAAACGCUGGUGGAUUUUUAACCUUUUCCGGGGGGGUUGUUUUUGUUUUGUUUGUUUGUUUGUUUGUUUUUUGUCUUUUGUUCGGCGUUCUUAAUCCGUCCGUCCCACAGACAGACACUCGCAUGAACAGCCGACGUGGACGUGGGAGAACCAAAGAAGGAGAGUGGUCCGAGGUGUCCCGAUAUAACAUCAUCAUCUGCCGCUGCUAGGAAACUGUACAGAGCACCACGCCAACACCGCCGCUCCACACAACACACGGGAUCAACUACCUUGAGGAUCUGCGUGUUUUCACUCCUUUUUGGGGAUAUACAAACAAGUGUGGCCAAGCGCGAGAGCUUUUUUAGACGGGAUUACUGGGCGCCCCCCCUUUCCCCUCCCUGCUCCUUGUCCUCCGACGCAGCCAUGAGCCAGGCGGACGUGUCCACAUGCUCAGCCCCGCAAAGGGUCUUUCAGGAGGCGGUGAAGAAGGGCAACACCAAGGAGCUGCACUCGCUGCUGCAGAACAUGACGAACUGCGAAUUCAACGUCAACUCGUUCGGACCCGAGGGUCAGACGGCGCUGCACCAGUCCGUCAUCGACGGCAACCUGGAGCUGGUCAAGCUGCUGGUCAAAUUCGGUGCGGACAUCCGGCUCGCCAACCGGGAGGGUUGGAGCGCCCUGCACAUCGCCGCCUUCGGGGGUCACCAGGACAUUGUGCUAUACCUCAUCACCAAGGCCAAGUACUCCUCUGGGGCCCGGUGAUCGCUCGCUCCCAGCCUCCCGUUCUCCUUCCUCCUCUCUCUGCUGUGUGUCAGGUAAAAAAAAGAAAAAGAAAAAAAAAAAAAGUAAUGGCAGCAACACAACUCUAAACUCCAUGUGCCAAACAUCAAUUGGGCCGCAUCUGAAUCUUUUAAUAACACACACUUAUUUUGUUGGUACUAAAGCAGGGGUGGGGGACAUUUUUCCAAUCAGUCCUCUUGGCACAGUGCUAAAUUCAUGAUCAUAAUUGUAUCAUCUUCAAACGCACUUGGCUGGCUCCUGAAUGGCCCACCCCUGUCCUAAAAGCUUUUUCUUCUUGAAUGUGUCUAUAGAUGGUGCGUUCCACUCAUUGUCCCCCCCCCCCCCCCCUCUCCAUCUUCAAUAAUGCUCAUCAUUGUCCAAUAAACCAACCAUUUUAACUUAUUUAAAGUGAAUUAGGGCACUUGAUGCUGGAAUAUCUGAAAGGGAGGACACACAAAGCAAGAAAAGGCAGAAAUAUUUUAUUGUACUGAACUCAAAGAGCGGCAUUAUGGCUAUCUGACAUGCUUUUAUGUUUGUUUGUUUGGUUUGUUUGUAACCGUCUUGAUAUAACAAAUGGCUUCAAUGUGGUUGUGAAGUACUGUACACCAUAGCUUUACUUUGUUUCUGUCAUUGUUUGAAGAGAGAUACAAAACAUUCAACUCGCCAUCAUCCACGCUGGCGUCCAACUUUUUCAAGCCAAUCUGCCAAUGGUCAUUGUGUUGUUACUUUUAAGAAAAAAAGAGAAAAAAACAGCUGCUUUGUUUUAAAGAAAAAAAAAAAAAUCAAUGAAAAAUUGGAAUCACUUUAUAAACACACUUCAGUAUUCUAUUAACAUCCUCACUGUGAAAGCAGGCUGUUUUGUAUUUUUGUCAUAUUUAUGAAGGUACAUUUUGAUUGAAAAAAAAAGAGAAAAAUAUCUUUAAAUGUUAGAGAGUGACUCAAGCUGCUUCAGUUAAAAAAAAAAGAAAACUGUCCCAUGUGGAGGUAUCUCCUCUGUGCGUCCCCCCUCCCAUUCCUCCCAUCAGGAUUGGUUGUCUUUUGCCAGCUACCUCGACUUUUAAAGUAUUUUCAUGUUGUGCUUAUGCCAGUAUGUUGUGUGUUUUUGCCCCCUUCCACUCCCCCCCCCAAAAAUAUCCUGCAUCCUCAUUUGGGACUAUUUGUUUCACACUACAACCAAACCAGUUCAGACAAGCUAAGCAUCAGUGUGCCUUUCUGCAAUCUCUCCUUUUUGGGAGGGGUCUGGGGGGGUGUUUUUUUUUUCCCAGUCAAGACAACAAGUGGAAUGGCUUCUAAAUGCAGGGAGUUUGAAUUGCACAAAUACACGGAGCCUUGAGAGUCUCUUGGCUUUGGAUGGAAGAGUUACUACUACUGACUUUUUGAGCAAACACAUCAGAACUCACAACAUGUGGCAAUUGCAGGACUCACAAAGAAAAUCCUUAAAGUUGCCUGCUGCAUUUAAUAAAAGACAAAAAAAAAAAAAAAGUCGUGGCACCCUAACAUUUGAAUCGACGCUGCUUGUAUUUUGUCAUAAUUAUUUUUUUUCUUUUCAAAGGCUUCACAGCAGCUUCAUGGGAAGAAUGUUUGAAAGUGUAUGCUUCUCAUGAGGCCCAAAAUUGAGGCCUUCUCAUGAGGCCCGCACACACACACACAAAACACACAAGCACCAGUAAACUGAAGCGAUUGGAUUGGUAUCAGGCAACACAUGAAAUAUGCAUCGCUUGUCUUAAACUUGAUGUUUUUAUUUUUUUUUUUGUUUCAAUAUUGCACUGAUGACUGCUGUCGAGGUUGGCUUUUUAUGUGCCAACAUUUAAGAAUUUUUUUCUGAAUAGAAAAAAAAAAAAUCAAACAGCAAAAUACUAUUGUAUAAAUAUAUGCUCCAGGUGAUAAAUGCGCAUGUUACUUUGUGGAAACUGUUUUUCAAGCAAAGGUAUGUACGGUUGUUUAUUUGUGUGUAUGUUUGUAUGUGUAUAUAUAUAUACAUAUAUAUACACACACACACACACACGCUAAUGAUGAAAUUGGGGCACUUUCUUUUCUGAAGUGCUGUCUUCCUGUUUUUUAUGAAAGGGGAAUACAUUUGAUGGUAAGAUCAUUGUGAAGUGAUUAAAGAUUGCACGGUUGUGUGGUUGUAAGGCUUACCAGAGUCAUAACAUUUAUGACGUAAUGAGCCAGCUGCCGGAGUGGUGUACAUGAUAUGAGUGUGUUGUUCUUUUUUUGUGAAGAAAAGUUUGUUUUUUGUGGGGGGCGCAAGUUGUAUUUCAGUUUUUGGUUUGUUUUUUUUUUUGCUUAAUUUCAAGCAAGAGGAAACGGCUGAUUUUCGUUUUUCUGAAUUUUAUUUUGAAUGUUUGUAACACUGUGAUGAUGACGUGAUGUCACAUGGAGAUGAGUGCUGUAUUAUUUUUGUACGUUUGUGUACAAGCCAGUAAAGAAAACAUGAAACUUCCAAA